Molecule: messenger RNA, 834 nt
Organism: Penicillium antarcticum
Lineage: Eukaryota; Fungi; Ascomycota; Eurotiomycetes; Eurotiales; Aspergillaceae
Product: N-terminal L-serine N(alpha)-acetyltransferase NAT4
Exons: 2
Coding region: 1-834 (277 amino acids)
Cellular component (GO): nucleus
Molecular function (GO): histone H2A acetyltransferase activity; protein N-terminal-serine acetyltransferase activity; histone H4 acetyltransferase activity
Source: RefSeq, a predicted model, not a curated record
AUGCUCUCAUCCAUAAAAGAAGGCCGAGUGACAAAGAACAAAACCAAAAAGUCAUACCCUCCGACUCGACGCGUGUCCCAGAUGCAACCGCUAGUGGAGCGGACCAACGCAUUAAGCAUUGAAGAAUUCACCAACAAAUACAUGCCUGUCACGACAGGUGCUCAAACCAAGGAGGAUGCAACACUUGAAGUUCCCCCAAGCUUGAACCAGACAGAGGAGCUCAAAUCAGCUGAGACAUCCUUGGAAGUUUACUCCGCAGCCAGCAUCUCAACCCCAGACCUAGAAGCCUGUCUAGACCUUAUCGAACAGACAUCCAGCGACGCCUACCGCGCCUCAGCCGAUGGCUGGUCACGACCCAAAAAGCGCAAGGAGAUGAAGUUGCCUGAUAUGAAGUAUCUGAUUUUACGCGAUUCAAACGAGGAUGUGAAAGCCGUGAAGUCCCCAACCAAUGCAACACGCAAUACACCAAAAGAGCGCAAUGAGACAGCUCUCACUCCCCAGAAUCAAAAACAAAACUUACUCGGCUUUUUAUCAUUCAUGGUAACCUAUGAAGACGGCAAAGAAGUAGUCUACUGCUACGAGAUCCACUUAUCGCCGAGGGCCCGGGGGCGCGGCGUCGGGUCGGUUCUGAUGAAGCGGAUGGAGGCGAUUGGUCGGGCUGUCGGCUUGGAGAAGGCUAUGUUGACUGUUUUCAAGUCGAACGGCGUUGCUUGUCGGUUUUAUGAGAGGUUGGGUUAUGGACUUGAUGAGUACUCGCCCCGACCGCGGAGGUUGAGGAAUGGGACUGUGAAGGAGGUCGAUUAUAUGAUUUUGUCUAAGCGGUUGCAGAAUUGA